This is a messenger RNA of Corylus avellana, 1658 nucleotides long. RefSeq lists its product as uncharacterized. Gene Ontology annotation, molecular function: transferase activity. Gene Ontology annotation, biological process: protein ubiquitination. Lineage: Eukaryota; Viridiplantae; Streptophyta; Magnoliopsida; Fagales; Betulaceae. The record is from RefSeq and is a predicted model, not a curated record.
AAUAGAAACAAAAAAACAAAAAAAAAACAGAAAGAAUCCCAAGUUCUUUACUCCCAUCAACUCAAUCCACCAUGUUUGUGGUGAAAAGUAAGGUAGAGCAGUUUCAAUUGCCUUCUCUCCUUCUCUCUGUCUUUUUCUCCACACGCAAGGGUAUGAGCUUAUAUCCCCUGUUUUGAUCCUCCUCUGUUUCUUGCCCUGUUUUUGCUAUGGGGUUUGAUUAUAGAAGACUGGGUCACCUUAUACGGCUGGAUUUGGAUGACUGUCCUCCUCCUCUUCCAUCACAACGACGGCCUCCUUCGUCACAACAAUUAGUUCCUCCACAUGAUGAACACAGGCAAUUAAUGAAAAUCAGUUUGAUUCUCACGGCUUGCAUGAUUGGCGGGGUUCUUUUGGUUGGAAUUAUACUUUCGAUUAUGAGGAAGUACUACACGAGGAGGAAUAGAUCAAGGAGAAGAAAUCCACCAAUACUGUUUGCAACAGAAGAAGAUUAUCUUGAUGAAGAUCAUGGACCUGUGAUUGAUCACCACGUAUGGUAUAUCAACACCGUUGGUCUCCAGCCAUCUGUUAUUGAUUCUAUCACAGUCUGCAAGUACAACAAAGACGAGGGGUUGAUAGAUGGAACAGAGUGCUCUGUUUGCUUGAGUGAGUUUGAGGAAGAUGAGAGUCUUAGACUCUUGCCAAAGUGCAGCCACGCCUUUCACCUCCCCUGUAUAGAUACCUGGUUGAGAUCACACAAGAAUUGCCCCUUGUGUCGUGCUCCUAUAGUUAGCAACGCUGCGGGUGCCGGUGCCGGUGCCGGUACUGGUUCUCAGGCAACUGCAUCUGAGCCUAGUACGAGUUCUUCCGGUUCAAGCCAAGAAACCCAUGUAGAGAAUCUUGAGAAUUUUAAUGGGGUGGAAAGCAACCAAGCUGGAGAGGGUGGAACUAGUGAAAUUGGGGUUCGAGAUGAAAGUUUUCACUCUUUGGCAGUUGCUGAAAUAUCAGAGAAAAGUAUGCAGAAUUCUACCUCUAGGAAGUGCCGAUCUCGAGUGCAAAGUAAUCUGGCUGACAAUCAAAGAGUCGUGGAAGAAGAAGUACAAUCGAUGAGGAGGUCAGUUUCACUGGAUUCGCCUUCUGCUGCAAGGAUUUAUCAUGCUGUGGCUAAUAUUGUCACUGAUCAAAGAAGUUCAGAAUCCCAAUCAGUACACCUGAAAAGUUGCAGUGCAGACAUUGUUGCCAAGCCGGAUGGUGGAACUUCAAGCAUGUGCAAACUGAUGAAAAGUUCUUCAAUUGGGCGUUCACUGCAGAAGGGACCCAUUUCGAUGAAAAGAUCUAUUUCUUCUAGCAGAAGGUUCUUGUCAUCCAGACAUUGGAGAAGUGGGAGCUCAAUCCUUCCCUUGUGAAGAUGAAGAUGAGGCUUUCAGAAUUUUCAUAUCCAGAGCUUCAGGCCGGUGGCCAAACCAACAAAGUAGGCGGUAUUCUCAAGGAGCCUGGAUAUUAGCUACUCUUGUUUCUGCACCAAAUAUAUGUUCCCAGAUAAAUCCAUAUCUUAUGAAAAGAAUGACUGCAAUUUGGGUAUUGUUAUUGUAGUUAAUAUCUUGAAUGGCUAAUACUUUAUAUAUAUUUCAAGAGAAAUAUAAUGAUAUUUUAGAAAUUAUACUAAUUUCAGUUUUUGUUUC